AUGGGAGAUCUUAUGAAAAGACGAUUCAACAUCCUAGAUUUAUCUGGAAAUAAAUUUUUGGAACGGAAAGUGGAUGCCAUGAUGAAUUUGAAAGCUCAAGGGUUGGAGCACACUGUUAAAGAUAAUAAAAGUCCCUCUGGUCAAGCAACUGAUGCUAACACUUCUGCAAUGACGGUUGUAAAACCUGUAACUAAACAAGAAAAGGCAAAAGCCUUAGUGUUACUAAGGCAUCAUUUACAUGAAGACCUUAAAAUUGAGUACAUGAUGGUUGAAGAUCCCAGAGAAUUAUGGGAUUGUCUUAAUGAAAGAUUUGGACACCACAAAAGGGUGCUCUUUCCUAAGUUAUUAUUUGACUGGACAAAUUUACGGUUGCAGGAUUUCAAAUCUGUAAUUGAUUACAAUUUAGCCAUACAUGAGAUAGUAUCUAUAUUGAUCGGAUUGCAAGAACAAUAUCGUGAAAGAGGCAACGAUACCAUUUUGUCCGUCUACCGUCAGCACAUUGCCGAGAAUGAGGCCGUGAAGGUGCUUUGGGAGUCUUGUGGAUUGACUCCCCUUCUCCAAGUCGCUGUGGCUUUCUAG
Chenopodium quinoa (quinoa) is the source of this 579-nucleotide messenger RNA. RefSeq lists its product as uncharacterized. Lineage: Eukaryota; Viridiplantae; Streptophyta; Magnoliopsida; Caryophyllales; Amaranthaceae. The transcript has 2 exons. The coding region runs from base 1 to 579 and encodes 192 amino acids. The record is from RefSeq and is a predicted model, not a curated record.